This is a messenger RNA of Epinephelus fuscoguttatus (brown-marbled grouper), 5385 nucleotides long. RefSeq names its product 3'-5' RNA helicase YTHDC2. Bases 115 to 4575 code for a protein of 1486 amino acids. Gene Ontology annotation, molecular function: RNA binding; ATP binding; protein binding. Lineage: Eukaryota; Metazoa; Chordata; Actinopteri; Perciformes; Serranidae. The transcript is spliced from 33 exons. Gene Ontology annotation, cellular component: intracellular anatomical structure. The record is from RefSeq and is a predicted model, not a curated record.
GUACUUUCGGCUGGCUGUCCGCAGGAAAACACAAAACCCGCGGAACUGUUCAAUGGGGCGAUACAGCUCAAUGUUCCGUGAAGACACCCCACUUAUCUGACUGGAUGCUUUUGAAUGAAACGUCGAAGCUGUAAGUACAUCAUGUCGAAAUCUGGUACAGCAUCACAUAAACCAGCCAAGAGCAAGAACACACCACCCUGUGGUUCAAUCUCCAGCAUCCUUAAAGGAACUCACAUCGAUGAAGAAGUCAAGAUAGCAGUGAACCUCUGUCUGGAGAAGUUUCGCUACAGUGACGAAAAUGAGAUGGAAUUUCCCUCCUCCUUUACCAGUACUGAGAGGGCUUUUGUUCAUCGACUGGCACAGUCCCUGGGUUACAUUUCUAAGAGCAAAGGAAAAGAACCACAUCGUUUCCUCACCAUCAGGAAGAAGAAUGGUUUAGAGAAACCUCGGCCAACCAUGCUUCUCACGGUCUCCCACAAUUCCUUAUAUUUCAUUCGCAGCUUACUUCAGAGGUUUCCCACCAAUAAGGAACGUAUAGACAUGCAGCCCUACAUCAGAAGUGGUAUGUCUGUGGCUGCUGAACCUGAUAAUAGUUAUGACAAGAACAAGGCAAGUGGGCGCUUAAACAAUGGCAUACCCAUGGUGCCUCGGAGGAGGAAUCCGUCAGAACUGGACAGUUUUCGAUGCUCUCUGCCUGUGCAUGAACGCCAGGAGGAGAUCAUCCAGCUCAUCAGAGAAAACAGGGUGGUGCUGGUAGAGGGAGAGACCGGUUCUGGAAAAACUACACAGAUCCCACAGUUCCUGCUAGAUGAGUGCAGCAGGACUGGAGAACCCUGCAGGAUCUUCUGCACUCAGCCCAGACGCCUGGCUGCCAUUGCUGUGGCUGAGAGAGUGGCAGCUGAGAGAGGAGAGAGCGUGGGCCAGACUGUCGGUUAUCACAUCAGACUAGAGAGCAGGGUCUCCCCCAAGACACUGCUGACCUUUUGCACCAGUGGAGUGUUCCUCAGAACAUUGAUGGCUGGAGAUAGCAGCCUGACAACUGUCACACAUGUAAUAGUGGAUGAGGUGCAUGAGCGUGAUGGGCUGACUGACUUCCUGCUCACUAAGAUGCGGGAUGUGCUUCAGAAGAUCCCCACACUGAAACUGAUCCUCUCCAGUGCGGCUCUGGAUACAGACCUGUUCCUUCAAUACUUUGGCUCCUGCCCUGUCAUCCACCUCAAAGGAAGGCAGUUUGAAGUGAAGGAAGUCUUUCUGGAGGACAUUCUGAGGCUGACUGGCUUUAAUAAGGACAUGAGAAAAUUCAAGGAAGAGACACAGAGAAAGGAGAAGAAGCAGAAAUGUUUGAUGGAGUGGUGUAUGGCAGUAGAGCACAGUUCUGUUGAGGAGAAACCGAGGACUCCUGUGUCUGCCCCAGGCGUCCUCCAGGACAGCAGCUCCUUGGACAGAGGGGACAGCACUUUCAACAAGCUGAAUGAGAAUGAUACAGAACAUCUGGAGCCAUGGCUGCGGAAGGAGAUGGACUCAAGCAUUUCCAGUGUUUUCCUCAGUGAAGACCAGGUUGCUUUCAUUCAGCUCUUCAACCUCAUCCUCUAUGAAGGUGUUAACGUGGACUACAGGCACAGUGAGACAGGGGCCACGCCUCUGAUGGUGGCAGCAGGUCGAGGGUUCCUCACUCAGAUGGAGCAGCUGCUCAACAUGGGGGCAGACAUCAACAUGAAGGCCUCCAAUGGGUGGACAGCCUUAGACUUUGCCAAACACUUCCAGCAGACAGAAGCUAUGGAUCUACUCCAGUCAUCAAUUCCCCUGGGAGAGGUGAGCAGCCUGGAAGAGUCCACUCUGGUGCAAUGUGGCAGUGCAGAGCUGAGCACUGAGGAACAGGAGCUGCUCAAACUGUACCACCACAGCUUUGAUGAUGACCGUGUGGACCUGGACCUCAUCAUGGAUGUGCUGCACAACAUCUGCUCCACCACCACUGAUGGUGCUGUCCUGAUUUUCCUUCCUGGAUACGACGAGAUAGUGGCACUCAGGGACCGCAUCCUGUAUGACGAUAAGAGAUUCUCCACCCUCUCUGAGAGAUACCAGGUGUUCACUCUACAUUCAGACAUGCAGACUCUGGAUCAGAAGAAAGCCAUGAAGCCCUCUCCACCUGGUGUCCGGAAGAUAAUUCUUUCAACCAACAUUGCUGAGACAAGCAUCACCAUCAACGAUGUGGUCUUUGUCAUUGAUUCAGGAAAGGUCAAAGAGAAGUCCUUUGAUACCCUCAGUCGUGUAUCCAUGUUAAAGAGAGUUUGGAUCUCGAAAGCCAGUGCUCUGCAAAGGAAGGGAAGAGCUGGGCGAUGCCAAUCAGGGAUAUGCUUUCACCUCUUCAGUCGACUCAGGUUCAACAAUAUGCAGGAAUUUCAGGUUCCACAGCUGCUGCGGAUGCCUCUGCAGGAACUGUGUCUGCAAACCAAACUGCUGGCCCCCUCGUCCUGUCCAGUAGCUGAGUUCCUGUCCAAAGCUCCACAACCUCCUGCUGGACAUGCCAUCAGGAGUGCUGUGCAGAUGCUAAAGACAAUAGAUGCUAUGGACCAGUAUGAAGACCUGACAGAUCUGGGCUAUCACCUGGCCGACCUGCCUGUGGAGCCCCACCUGGGCAAGAUGGUGCUGUGUGCUGUGGUGCUCAAGUGUUUGGACCCCAUUCUAACCAUUGCCUGUACACUGGCCUAUCGCGACCCCUUUGUCCUUCCUGCCCAGGGCUCUCAGAAAAAAGCUGCUCUACUCUGCCGCAAAUGGUUUACCUCUAACACCCUCAGUGACCACAUGGCCCUGCUGAGAGCCUUCCAGGCAUGGCAGAAGGCCCGCAGUGACGGCUGGGAGAGAACCUUCUGUGAGAAGAACUUCCUGUCCCAGGCCACCAUGGACAUGAUACUUGGCAUGCGGACACAACUGCUGGGACAGCUCCGUGCCAUUGGUUUUGUGCGAGCCCGUGGGGGCAGUGACAUCCGCGACGUGAAUCUGAACUCUGAAAACUGGGCUGUGGUGAAAGCAGCCCUGGUGGCUGGCAUGUAUCCAAACCUGGUCCAUGUCAACCAGGAGUCCUCCUUGCUCUCUAGUAACAGGGAGAAGAAGGUCCACUUUCAUCCCACAUCAAUCCUGACCCAUUUCAAGGAGAACAGCCCAGCCCAGGCCCUUCCCACAGACUGGUUGAUCUACGAUGAGAUGAGCCGAGGUCACAGGAUGGCCACUGUCCGCUGUUGCUCCGUGGUGACUCCCAUCACUGUGGCCAUAUUUACAGGCGGUGCAAUACAACCCAGCUCUGCCCUGCAGGAACCUGCUGUACAGAAAGCUAAAGACAGUCUGCUUGUUGACACCAGUGACAGUGAGACAGAGGACCUAGCUGAAAUGAGAGUUGAUGAUUGGCUCAUCUUCCAGUUGGACAGAGAGGCUGCAGGACUGGUGUAUGAAUUGAGGCAGAAGUGGCAGAGUUUGUUCAUCAAGAGGAUCCGUUGUCCUUCAAAACCCUGUUCUCAACAAGACGAGGCCAUCCUGCGGACCCUGGUUUCUGUUCUUACAGCAGAGGAGCAGGAAGCAGGCCUGCAGCAGCCCACAGGCAUUGGCCAGCGGCCUCGGCCCAUGUCAUCAGAGGAUGGCUCCCAGGCUUCUGUUAAGAACUCCAAGCACAGCACCCAACUACACACCAACACCACCAGUGACAGAGACUGGACGACAAGAGCGUUCCCUGCCGUGCAUCGUCUGGCAGCCAGGCCUUGUAGGAUGCCAGCAACCCCAAAUCUGCAACAGAAGAAAACCAGCAGUAGAGAUGAAACCUCACUGCCCAUAAAUCAGCUCUCGGAUGACCCUCACUCCUCCAGCUCUGUGACCUUGGACAAUCCCUCUGACAGCCCCUGUCUGUCCUCCUCAGGAAAGAUCCUAAAGUCACUGUUCCCUCAGUGGGCUGUUUUAUCAGUGCGGUACUUCAUCAUGAAGAGCAGCAAUGUCAGGAACAUAGACAUUUCUCAGCAGAAAGGGAUCUGGUCCACCACACCAAGCAAUGAGAACAAACUUACCAAAGCCUUCAUGGAGAAUAACCUCAUCAUCCUCAUCUUCUCUGUUCAGGGCUCUGGACACUUCCAGGGCGUGGCCACCUUGCCUGACUGGCUGUCUGCUAGGCCUCACAUCGGUCCAUUCAACUUAACCUCCUUGCCAUGUUUUGAGGUGCUGGAGCUGGCUGGCCAGAGGGGAGAUUUUUUUUUUGCAAAUACUGGACGAAUAAUAUGGCUUACUGUGCAGAUAAUUGUACCAACUGACCGCCGAAGACACCAGUGCUCCAGUUAUUCUGGCUAUGCUCGCAUGACAUCAGCUGUCAGUCAGGAGAGCUGCCAGGACUGGGGCUUCAUGGGACUAGGAGGGGUUUUCAGUGUAGAGUGGAUCCACAAGGAAAGUCUUCCCUUCCACUGCACCCAACAAAUCCUCAACCCAUGGAACGACAACAAGAAGGUCCAGAUCAGCAGAGAUGGACAGGAGUUAGAGCCCCAGGCAGGCAGCCAACUUUUGUCACUAUGGGAGAGAAACCCAAGGAACCAAGUGAAGUAAGAAAAGGCAGCAGAACACCUCUCUGCACUUUUGUUUUCUAGGACGGCUGACAUGUCAUACUUCUACUGACUGCACUACCGGUUCAAGAGAGAUGACAGGACAGUGGAAGAAGGACCCAUUCAUUCAAGUUCAGCUCUUGGCUUCUUCUGUUUCUGUGUUUUGUGUAUUGAAUAAGUUCUCGUUCAGGUUUCAUUCCUGUUAUUCAGAAUGGUACUCAUGUUCAAAUCAAACACUAUGUUCACAGUAAAAUGUAUGUGGCUCUGUGGAUGUUAUAAAAUGAUUGUUUUUUUUGUUUUUUUUAAAUCUUACAAUAAUUAGAAUGAAUGAAAUGUGUGUAUCACUAUUUUUGAUUUGAUAAAUGCAGAAGCCAUGACAGUUCAGUCAGAUUGUUGUAAUGAUAUCCAGUUAGUUUUAUGGUAAUGUUUAAAGAGACUGACAAAUGUAUACUAUUUACUGCAUAUAAACAAGGCUUCUCUUCACACCCAGUAGGAACUUUGGAGAUUGUGUCUCUUAGAAUGGUUUAAAAUGUUGUGAUGACGUUAAAGUGCCUCAGGCUCCAUCAUCAGGGACUCCUUUUGGGACUCAUUUGAACCUGUUUGUCAAUGUUUUGCUUCCUGGAUAAAGACAGAAAUUAGUUAAUAUAUAUUGUUUGCAUUUGAAUCUCAAACUUCAAGCAGUUUCAUUUUCUGGAUGAGGAGACUGUUGAGUCCAGGUUACCUUAUGACUGUGUUAACGAGUUGACAAAAAUAAAUAGUGAUUUCCACUUAACACUGUCAAAGUGUGAUUUCCUCUGACUGUCCAGGUGCCAGA